Molecule: messenger RNA, 1000 nt
Organism: Emiliania huxleyi CCMP1516
Lineage: Eukaryota; Haptophyta; Isochrysidales; Noelaerhabdaceae
Exons: 1
Source: RefSeq, a predicted model, not a curated record
CCAGACCGGCUGCUUUGGCCACGCGCAGGUGUAAGAACAAACACGUGGGCAAUCUCACCGUAAGAACAAACACGUGGGCAAUCUCACCACACGAGAGCAGCACGAGCAGACAGCCUGAACGCAUGACACACGUGCGGCACCUGGGGACACUUACUUUUCUCGUGCUUAUCGCAGCCCGCUACCAACGGCACCCAAGCAGUGACAUCCGUGCCGUGCGCGCUCGCGGACAGCCGACGCACGCUCGGCGGCUCCUCGGGAUAGGCUCUCUAGCAAGCGAGCACACGCCCCUCUCACACCACGCUCCGGCUGCAGCGAGAGCGAGACGAGUAUCCGCGCGGUGCGGCGCGACAGACCCUUCCGCGUGAGGGCGUGCUCGUCUUGCGCGCCGCCCGUCUCGCGGGCGUAGACCCACCACCCGGACCGUGCGUAGACCCACGCGUGAGGCGAGCUGAUCAGAGGGUGUGCGAGCCCUCUCCCGACCUCCGCCGCGUGCACCCGAGCGCCACGCGCUCGCGUUCGCGCCUCCGCGGUACCUGUCGCAAGGGGCACACGGGAGGUGCGCCUUCCGUACGGAGCACGCGCGGCCUGCCGCGCGAUGCGCCCGCCGAGCGUGUCUUGCGCACGAGCGGAGCGGCGCGAGCGUGCGCAGAGUUGGGAUGGAGAGCUCUCGCGUCGCGAUCUCAGGGUCGCGAGGGGUCGGCCUAAGCUACCUGCACGCGCCGCGAGCCCGGAGGCUGCACGAGAACCCGCGCGGCGAGAUGUCUGGAGCCCGGAGCGCCGGCGGCUCGACGAGCCGCUCGCGGCGAUGCGCCGUGUGGGAGGACGAAGUGGCCAGGAGCGCGCUCCUUUGAAGGCUCGGCCAGGGGUAGCGAGCUGCCCCUGUCGGCGCGAGGCGGUGCCGCGGCGGUGCGCGUGGAGCGCAGGCCAGCGAAACCUGCAAUCGGCGAUUGCAGGUUGGGCCACUGCGAGCGCUCCGACGCGGUGGCGGCCAUCAAGGAGG